This is a messenger RNA of Suncus etruscus (white-toothed pygmy shrew), 960 nucleotides long. RefSeq names its product putative vomeronasal receptor-like protein 4. The transcript has a single exon. The record is from RefSeq and is a predicted model, not a curated record. Gene Ontology annotation, cellular component: membrane. Lineage: Eukaryota; Metazoa; Chordata; Mammalia; Eulipotyphla; Soricidae. Bases 1 to 960 code for a protein of 319 amino acids. Gene Ontology annotation, biological process: G protein-coupled receptor signaling pathway. Gene Ontology annotation, molecular function: pheromone receptor activity.
AUGGUCCAAAGUGUGAUGAUUUUUAGGUUUUUCCAAAUAUUGCAGAUUUUUAUUGGCAUCCUGGGGAACUCAGCAAUGUUUAUUUUUUACUCUUAUACCUAUUUCAUUCAGAGUCCCCAGAAGAAGCCCAUAGACCUGAUAUUCAUGCACCUGUUGCUGGUGAACACUCUCGCCAUGUUCAAGCUCAUCUCAGAAACCAACUUCUUCUUUAACAUCAGCCUUUUUCUGGAUGACCUUGGUUGUCAGGUGACCAUAUACACUUUCCAGGUCAUCCGGGGUCUUCCUAUCUGUACCACCACACUCUUGACGCUUUUUCAAGCUGUCACCAUCAGUCCCAGCCAUUCCAAAUGGGCCUGUCUCAAGUCAAGAAUUUCAGGCUGCAUCUUCCCUUCUCUGUGUUGCUUCUGGCUCAUCAACAUGUUCAACUACAGCCACACCUUCAAAACCAUCCAGGCCACUGGCUAUAAUGGCUCCAGGUCAAAUGUCAGGUAUUAUCAACUGAACUGCCAGAGGAUUUCCAUUGACUUCUUAUACUCCCAGGUAUUUCUAAGCAGCAUAAUAAUUCAUGAAGUGGUCUUUGUUGUGCUUAUGGUGGGGUCCAGCCUCUACAUAGUGGUUCUUCUCUAUAGACACCACCAGAGGGUCCAGCAUGUACUCAGUGCCCACGUGUCCAGCCCGUUCUGUCCUGAGGUCAGAGCCACCCAGAAUAUCGUCAUGCUGGUCAGCUGCUUUGUCUUCUUUUACUGCCUGAACAACUUUCUGACCUUCUAUAUAUUUUUUAACCCUGACAAAAUGGUUGACCUGGAUCAAAUUAAUGGGAUCCUCUCCUCAGGCUACCCCACUCUCUGCCCUAUUGUGCUACUGAGAAACACUAAAAUUUUUUUUCAGUUUCACAAUUUGGUGUCGAAGGUGAGAGCUGUCUUGGGUCCAGGACAAUGGGUAGCAGGUGGGGAUGAUUGA